Messenger RNA from Rotaria socialis, 7482 nucleotides. Lineage: Eukaryota; Metazoa; Rotifera; Eurotatoria; Philodinida; Philodinidae. The record is from the annotation of a GenBank genome assembly.
AUGAGUAACACAACUUGUUCAAAUCAAAAUCUCAAUGUUAAACAUGUUGCAACACUAUUCGAAGAAGUUCAAAAUCGUUAUAUUAAAAAAUUAACAACGAUCGAUGAGAAACAUAUCAAUGGUGAUGAACGUCAUAAGCAAAAACUAGCUAUUUAUGAAAGUUAUGUAAAAGAUUUAUCAAUUCAAACACGUUUACUUUUACAAAGUCUUGAUGAACUCGAAAGAGAAGCUAAUCAACGUGUUGCUCUACUUGAAAAUAAGCUUAAAAAAGCGCAUGCUUCUUUACAACAACAUCAUUCAUUAUCCGACGUAACAAAAAAUGUUAGCAGUAUUGAAGCGGAAAAAUGGAAAUUAAGUCAUGAAAAUCUUGAUUUAAAACAUGAUCUCGAUUCCUUAACAUCGUUUAUUAAUACAGCUAAACGAACAGGUAAAUGGGAUACAAAAAGACUUCAAUUGAAAACUAUUCCACUUGAUCGUAUCAUUGGUGUAACAAAUGAAGAUACGCAUACCGCAACAUCUCUACACAAAGAAAUUCAAUAUCGUGAUGAACGUAUUCAAGUUUUACAAGCUGAAGUAGAACAACUUCGAAAAACAAAAAAUGAAUUAGCUAGACAAGCACCAAAUAAACCUUCAACUUUUUCUUCGUUCAUGGCUGACGAUGAAUUCAAAGAACAAAAUAAUAUUCUUGCGAAAAAAGUCGAAGAUCUUCGUGCCAAACUUAUUGAAGAAUGUCAAAAUACUGAAACAUUCAAAAUGGAUCUACGUCUUAAAGCUAAUGAAUUAAAAGAUCUUCAAGAAGAAUUUCAACAAAAUAAACAACGUUCUGAUGAACAUAUACAUGAUUUAUCAACUAAAUUAAAAACUAUUACAGAUCGUCAUCGAGACUCAACAGCAUUGCUCAAUAAUGAUAUUAAAACAAAGAAACAACAAAUCGAACAGUAUACACAACAAAUAGAACAAGUUUUGCAUGAAAAAGCUCAACUUGAAAGUGAUCGUAGUGAUUUAGAACGACAAUGUCGCGUUAAAGAUUCAAUAACAGCUGAUUUAGAAGGACAAAUUCGCAAUCUUCAACGAGAAUUAACAUCAAACAGUUAUCCAACGAUUCCUGUACAACCUAUUGAAUCGACUGUACCGAAAAUUGAAUAUGAAAAACUCGAUCAAGAAUUACAUUCAACAAAAAAACGACUGGAUGGUGUCGUAGCUGAACUGAAGGCGAAAGAUGCAUUGAAUAAUAAACUUGAACAAGAUCUUCGGGCGUCGAAAAAAUCUCAUGAUGAACAAUUAGAACAACAUAUUGAAACAACGACAAAUGAUGUUGAACAAUUAGAUAAAGAAAUUCGAGCAUUAAAACGUCUAUGUGAAGAAAAAAAAGAUCAACUUCAUAAACAAUCCCUAGAGUUACGUGCGUGUCAAGAACAUUUAGCUGUUGAAACAAGUAAAAAUGCAACAAAUGAACAUGAACAUCAAAAAUUAUCUAAUAUAAUUCAAUCGACAAAGGAACAAAUCGAAAAACUUGAACAUCAUCUAAAAGACUCUUCAGUGCAAAAUCAACAACUCGAAUAUACAAUAAAUGAGUUAACUUCUCGAAAUAAUCUAGUUGAAACAAAACUAAUUGAAACCAUGACAUUAAUUGAUUUACGUAAUAAAACACUAAUGGAUUAUGAACAACAAAUGGAUAAAAUUAAAAUGGAACUAAUACAAAAGCAUCAAGAAAUUCUUGAUAAACAAGCUCAUAUUGAGAAAUUAGAAGAAAUCAUUAUUGAGAAAUCCGCUGAAGUCUCACAACUAUCUGAAACACUUGAAACUGGUCUUAUUAAAAGUCAUCAUCGAGAAAAAUACGCCGAAGAUAACGCAUCAAAAGCACAACAUGACAUCAAAGUUUUACAGCGUGAACUUCGUCAUGUAUCGGAAGUACUAGUUCAACGUGAACAUGCCAAUAGUGCACUUAAUCAGCAAAUUCAACAAUUAACAAAUGAAUUGAAGGCAAAACAAGAUGAAUUUCAGCAAAUACAAAAAUCAUUAAAUAAACAGUUAGCAAGCAAACAAGAACAACUUGUACGUUAUGAUCAAAAUCUUCAUGAAGUAGAAAUAAAAUCAAAAUAUGCUAAAGAAGAAUGUUUAAUACAAGAAAAAGAAAUUACUCGUUUAAACAAUGUUCAAGAAGAACAAGAAAAUCGUCUGAGAUUAUUACAACAAGAUUUAUUAAAACUCCAACAAGAGAAAGAAUCUAUCAAUGUUCAAUAUGAACGUUCCGAAGGUGAUUUGCAUAAUAUAAGAAUUCUUCGUGAAGAUGAAGGUCGUAAAUAUCGUCAUGAAAUUGAAAAAUUAAAUAGUGAAAUAUCUGCAUUAAAACUAAGUGAAACUGGUUGCCUAAAAAAUAUCGAUGAAUUUAAAGAAAAUCUUUUCAAUAUCACAAGUGAACGCAAUGAUUUACGAGAACAAAAUGAAACUUAUCAAAAUGAAAUCGAAAAUAUACAAAAAAUGUUAUAUGAUGAAACUGAAUCAGCUUCAAAAUCUUCAACAAAAAUCGUUUUGUUAACGCGUCAACUAGAUGAAGAACAAAAACGUGCUACUGACGCUGUGCAUCAAUUAGAUGACUUACGUAUGCAAUUAAAAAGUUCAUUAAUGACUAUUGAUACCCUGAAAAGUGAACUAAGUCAAACACGUUUACACGCACAAGAACAAGCUAUUAAAGAAGUAGAUUUCAAACAAAAUUUAAAUCGAACAAAUUCAAUGUUAGAAGAAACAAAUAAAUCACUUGAUGAUCGACUACGCGAAAUUGAAACACUCAAUCAUCUCAUAUCCCGUUUACAACUUGAUUAUGAAAAAUCGAAAAAUGAUUUAUCAAUAGCACAUGAUCAUAUGGUUCAACUUGAAAUCGGAAAUCAAACAUUCAAACAACAUUUAACAGAGAAAACAACUGAAUUGUCCGCAAUUACAAAUCGACUUCAUCAAGUUCAACAAGACUUUCAUUCGUAUGAAAAAGAACAUCGAUAUUCAAAUGAAGAAUAUUUUGAACGUGAACAACGUAUGAAAACAAUUGAAAAUGAAUUAUUAACGAAGUCUAGUAAUUAUGAAAAACUUCAACGUGAACAUUCCGCAUUAAAUGAAGAUUUAACUAAAUGUCGCAUUGAUCUAGAACAAAGUCAAAAAUCUGAUAUUUCACAUAAGGAACAAUUAGUACAAUCAACAGAUGAAGCACAAAUUUGUAAACAUAAAUUAGGUUUACUUGGGAAUUGCUUCAAGACAAUUGUUCGAAAGGCAUCUGAAACCAGUGAACGAUGGGCUAAUAUUACUUCGAAACUUCAUGAACAAGUAACUGAUUUAAGUGAAGAUGCAAAUAAACUUCGUUCACUCGACGAACGUUUUGAACAAUCAACAAAAAUGUUAACACUUUUACGAAGUCAACAUGAAGAUUUAAUUUUACAAUUUAUGACUGUUAAACCAGCACUAGAAAAAGCUCAUUUAUAUGUUCGAGAAUAUAAACGUAAAUGGUCACAAACAAGUGAUGAAAAUCGUCACUUACGUAUGGAAACAAAACGUUUACGAGCUAAAAUUGAUGAUUUCCAUCGAGCUGAAGGUAUAAUGCAUACAAAAAUUGAUGAACAAGAAAUGAGUUUAGUACAAUUACGUAAAGAGCUCAAUAAUGAAGUACAAAAUCUAUCCGAAUCUCAAGCAGUUAUUGAACGUUUAAAACAUUCCUUAAAUGAUACAACAAAUGAACGAGAUGAAUUGAUUAAAAAUGUGGCGAAUAUUAAUAAAAAAAUUGAAAAACUUGACAAUGACAUUGAUGGAUAUACGGAUGAAAAUCGUUUAUUACAUCAAGCAACACAAAAACUAGAAAAACAAUUAGCAAAUGCACAUGCACAUAUUGAAUCAUUACAAAGAACAUAUCAACAAAACGAAUUGUCAUAUCAAGAAAAAAUCAAUGAAUGUGAAUCAUUAAUAAUAUCAUUAAAGGAUGCUAAUCGAGAUGCCUUGUCUGUAUUAGAACAGAAAAAGUCUGAAUUAAAUAUGGCACAGACAGACAUACAAUCAUUAAAAUAUGAACAAUCGAUAACAACGUCAAAGUUUGAAAAUGCCGAAGAAUUAAAUCAAGAAUUAAAACGGCAUAUAUCUGUUAUUGAACGAUCGAAUGAUGAACAUAAACGAGUACUACGAAAACGUGACAAAGAGCUUGAACAAGUUAAAAAUGAUUUUGAACAAAAUUUGAAAAAUGCUACAAUACUGAAUAAUAAAUGUACAAAACAAGAAGCAGAAUUGAAUAUUCUUCACCUUGAAAAUUCGUCAUUGAGUGAAGAAUUAAAAUUAAUGCGAGAAAAUGUUAAUCGCUGUGAAGACGAACAACGACGUUUAAGAAAAGAUUGCGAUCAAGCAUUAAAUUUUAUUCAUGAUGGCAUUCCAGAAUUGUGUUUGGACGAAGGAAUUCAUGACCAUAAUCGAAAUGGAGCAUUACAAGAACAUUUAAAGAAAAUUCCAUCGUUAAUGCAACAAUUAACAGGCGAUAGAGAAAAUUUAAAAACGAAAAAUCAGCUUUUACUACAAUUUGUUCAUGGACUUAGUUAUGAUCUAAACGAUUGUCAAAGUGGUCAAAAAAAAUACAAAUUACUCAAAGCCCAUUCCAAACAACAACAAUUAUUAUUAAAUCAAUUAGAAUCUCAUGUUCGCUUUUACGAAUCUGUUUUCAAAGAAAAAGGGUUCUUUCCGACAAUUGAAUACGCAUCAGGAUCAACUGUAGCCUCAGCACCUGACGUUAUCGACAGUAAUAAUAACCGGAGAAAAGCAAAUUCUAUGUGCUUACCAGAUCGUACUAAUGGAUCGUGUGAAUGGAAAUUAUUUGGUUGGAAUCCGUAUCGUGGAUGUGGAUAUAAUCAACAGAUGAGUUCAUAUUUAUGUAUUAUGAAAAAUCUUGAUGGAUCAAAAUCUACAUUUCUUUCAAAACUAAAUAUAUCAACGAAUCAUCAAUACUGUUUAGAAUUCAAAUAUCUUACCACUGGAUCAAUUACAGAUGCUUGUAUGAAUUUUUAUGGGAAAAAUUCUUUGAAUAUUAAAAUUCAAUCUAGAUUAUUUUCUAGUUUUUGCUUUCCAAAGCAACAGCUCGAAUUAUUCUGGUAUUCCUUAACUGUUCAACUGCCAGAAAAUUUAACUAUGAUCAAUGUUGUCACCGACACGAAUGGCAUUGCUAGUAAUCAUUCAUUAAUCAUUAAAGAUUUAUCUAUUCAACAAUGUCAUCGAAUAACGACGUUGCAAAUCAGUUCACCGAUGAAUACAACCAUUUUAUCUUCACAAUUGAAUAGAAAAAAAACUUUCUGGAUUCAAUAUCGUUGGAUACUAAUCAUUGGUACUCUAGUAGUCUUGUUCACAUCACUUAUCAUUAUUAUUACCAUCAAUCUCUACGUCUCUGAUCGAAUAUUUCAUCAAGAACCAACAAUAACUGAACGAAUACAAAUUACAUCUAUGAAUCUUUCUCAACAUUUUUAUGAGGAACCCGUAUCAAUUAUUUUAACUCCUCCAAUAGAUAUAAGUGUGUAUGAUCAUGUGCGAGAUAAUUAUCGCGUUGAUAUUCGUUUUUCUUUCAAAACAAAGAAAUCCUCUUUCGUUACGAUGUCGUCAAUAAUAACUGAUGGUGAUAAUCAUCAAAAACAAGAUAAAUAUGAAUCUAUUUUUAAACAUUAUGGUUUCCAAAUGCGAGCACCGCAUCUCGAUCAUCAAAAUGAGAAAAAUAAUAUUGAGAUAAAUACUGAUUUAAAUAAAUAUAAAAGAAUAUUACAUGAAAUUAAAACAAAAUUCUUGCAAAGAAAUGAGAGUAACAAAAAAGAGAAAAAAUCAAGAACUAUGGCCAGUAAAACACAGCAAGCAAUAAGUAAAAGAUCGUCAAUAAAAUCUAACCGAAAGAAAGACUCGGAGAAAGAAGGCGCAAAACAAAAUCGAGAGAGUGUUAUAAAAAUUACACUCCCUGAUGAAGCUAAAGCUCGUAAAACUACAUAUAGUAAACAACAACAAAAAACAAAUGAAAAUCAACGGAUCUCAGAUACAAAUUCAUCACUGCCAAUCACAUUGUCAAAUUCUCCGUCUAUUACUACCAUGAAAACAGCACAAAAAUUACCAAUAGUCAAUUCCAAAAGUAAUCAAUCAAUAUCAGAUAUACAAUCGAAUAGGAUUUCUACAGAGCCACAAAGUACUAAUCAAAUUAUUUCAUCAACACUUUCGUUUCAUCAGACACAGUCUGGUGAAUCCAAUGCGAAAAUCAAUGCACAGAAAAAUAAGCAGGAUCUAAGCUCAACAAUAAAUAAUUUUGAAUCAACGUGGGAUAUAGAUGAAAUCAACAAAUUUACACGAGAUAUUUUCAAACGUAGUAGCACUAAACCUAUCAUUCGUUCACAUCGAAUUCGAUUGAAAUGUGCUGAAGAUUCGGAUGAUUAUUUAUCGAAAUAUAGUCAACGUCGAACUCAUUGCUUGGAUCUUUUUGAAGAAUAUGUUAAUGGACUUAAACGACCAUUCGGCAUUAUUCGAGACGCAGCUUCUGAUCCACCUGUAUUUGAUCCGGGUCUUACUAUAAUGGGUCCGCGUGUUAAAAAAAAUGCAUCUGUUAUCGAUAAAGAAGAAUUUCAAGUCAUAAAACGGAUUAACAGUAUAGAACCAAGAAAAAAAUAUGCAUUAGUUCAUGAACAAAUAGGAAUUUUCGUCAUUGGCGGAUACAAUUUAUUUGUCAAUAUUCCUGAACAACAAGAACCAGAUAAAGAUUAUUUAUUCAAAUCUGAUGGAAGCAUUGUGCGCAUUUCACGAUUAAGUCCAUGCCGAAUUCAUUUUGGAGUAUACACAAAUGGUGAUGCAAUCUAUGUUGCUGGUGGCCAAAAAAUAAAUAAUGAGUUGCUUGAUGAUAUUCAACGUUUGAAUUUACGAACAUUGAAAUGGGAAUAUGUUGCGACACUAUUAAAUCCAAUUGCUGCUAGAUUUGAAAAUGGAAACGAUUUACCAUCACCACGUUGUCGUAGUCUAGUCUUUGUAGUUGAUAAUGCUUUGUUUUGUGUAUCAGGUUUAAUCGAGCGUCGUGAUCAUAAUGGUAAUAAGAAAAUCAAAAUUUCAACUGAUAUUCUAAAAUGGACACAGGAAGCGCCUACAUGGAUUAAAAUAUCACAAACACCUGAACUUAGUAAACUGCAUGCACUAUCAUUCAAUGAUCCUUACCUUGAAGUCACAAAACAUAAUCUUUCUGAUGAACAUGAUACAUCAGAAGCAACAGCUGAAGCAUAUUAUGAUUUUCGAACGAAUCUAUGGGCGAAUGGCUCAGCACCGGCAUCAGCAAAAACAAUACCAUUGACAAAACAAGAACAUUCAUCUUCUGCUGCGAAAAUCUCCGAUAAAUCAGCAUCGAGAACAACUAAAGAUAAGAAAGUAACAGUGGCCAAAACUGCGUCGAAAAGUAAUCCCUUGUCAAAAACAAAGUCAACUUCAAAAUCUAAAGGUUUCUCGGUAUCAUAG